AUGAAUACGGACGAAGAAAACAAAUUGAAUGAAUGUCUGAAUUUGAUUAUUGAGAAAGUCUGUGAAGUUUUAACACAAUUAAAAAGCAAACAAGAAUCUACUACAUCAGAAACAGAUCUGUCCAUUGCUAUACCAACCACCACUCAAAGGACAACAAUAACUACUACUGACGAUAAUGAUCUUUUGCUCGAUAAUUCUAUACAGAAUAAUAAUGUAAACACAUUUACUGUCGAUAAUGACGAAAACGACUUGUUAGAUACACUGACGAAUGAUCUUCAAAAUAUUUUGAAACAUCGUUUACCAGAGUUAUCCAAGCUCUUCUUCACUCAGAGAUUAACAGCCACUAUUCUUUAUACACUCAAACAUAAUUUAAAGGGACUUUUGUUGGCUGUGAAAGCCUAUCCCGCUGCAUUAAAUGGAGAUCUAACCACAGUACAAGGUUUUCUCAAACGUUAUCGAGACUAUAAAGAUAAGUCAGGUUUUUGGGGUACAACACUGUUAUAUUCGGCUGCACGAAAUAAUCAUAUGCAAUUGGUUCGAUAUUUAAUUGAAACAGUUGGCUGUUCUGUAAAUGCUCAAAAUCAAGGUGAUAUCAAUUAUAUAUUGGUAACAGAUAACGACAAUGCUCGACCAGAUCCCAAUACUUUAGGCUACGAUCCGGAUCCGAAAGCAAGUUCCACAGCAUUACAUGCUGCAUGUUUUAAUAAUAAUUUAAAUAUUGUGAAGUAUUUGAUCGAUAAAGGUGCAAAUUAUUUAUUAAGAAAUCAGUUAGGUGAAACGCCUAUUGAAAAUGGCGAGGGUCAUCAACAAAUACGAGACUUCUUUAAAGAUUAUCUUGUACUGACGUAUACGAAUCUACCGAAUGCAUCGAUACCUAGUGAACCGAUUCUAGAUUGUCAUGAUCGUGUACCAAACAAUUGUGUUUGGGAAUAUAAACCGGUGAAAGGAUUUGAAUGGGAAGAAUUCACCAAAAGCGAACAUGAUACAUGA
Messenger RNA from Didymodactylos carnosus, 990 nucleotides. The record is from the annotation of a GenBank genome assembly. Lineage: Eukaryota; Metazoa; Rotifera; Eurotatoria; Philodinida; Philodinidae.